This is a messenger RNA of Phragmites australis (common reed), 1900 nucleotides long. RefSeq lists its product as uncharacterized. The record is from RefSeq and is a predicted model, not a curated record. Bases 390 to 1745 code for a protein of 451 amino acids. NCBI's taxonomy places the organism in Eukaryota, Viridiplantae, Streptophyta, Magnoliopsida, Poales, Poaceae. The transcript is spliced from 14 exons.
ACGGCGAAGCUUGCCCUGCGUUCUACAAAAAGCCCAAAUUACCAAAAGGACCCUGCCAUUCCUGGCUCCUCUCUCAGGUCAGGUCCCAAAGGGGAAGGGAGAAGUGGGGGAAAGCGCAGAACACAGGAAGGACUUGGGAGUUGGGACUCCUCGCAGCUCGCGGACGCCAGCCUGCGCGGCGACCCCUCUCGGCCGUGCUGCGGUUGCUGCGUGAGAAGCCCUUCUCGCCGCCGCACGCGGAGGUUUUGCUUGAUCCUGCGGUCCUUUCCCUGUUCCAAGGGUCGGCCAACUUUUGCGGUGGUUUUUUGCGGAGCUUAUCGGGAGAUGCUUCCUUUUUUGGUUUAAUCUGUUCGAGAGCACAUUUGUUUGUCCUCUGUGGGAGUUUAUCAAUGUCGGCAGGAGCCACCUUAAACUGGAUUAAAACCCCGUUUAGCACCCGGAGAUUUCAUGAAUUCUCUAGUUUAAGUUUCCGAUGCCGAAACCCUUUUGGAUCAAUGCAGCCUUGCUGGUUGGCAACUGAUCAGGACUCAUCCCUAACCAAGGUUCGUGUGGCUGCAGAUUAUUCAGACUCAGUUCCAGAUUCAAAGUACAUGAGAGAUCGGGGGGGCUAUCAUCCUCUUGAAGAAGUUAAAGAACGUCCAAAGAAGAAGGAUUUGUUGCUAACAGAUGUCGAAACAGCUAGAACAGUAGUAGAGGCCAAUAGCAAGGGAUUGCUUGUAUUUCCUGCAAGGGUGCACAGUGAACCUCAUGGACAUGUUGCAUGGUCAGAGUUUCAAUAUGUUGUUGAUGACUAUGGAGACAUUUUCUUUGAAGUACCUGACAGUGAGAACAUCUUGGAAGAUGAUGCUGCAAACAACCCUGUGACAGUUUUGAUUGGAAUGGACGGACCCAUUAUUGGAGAAAAUAGUGUGGUGAUUAGUGAUUUUAGUGAUUAUAUGCAUGGUGAAAAUUUUAUGGACGUGCCUGAUGAGCACUACAGCAAGAUUGAUACAGAAAUAACUGAUAUUCUUAUAGAAUGGGGAAUGCCAGCAACAAUGCGCACAAUACAUCCGAUUUAUUUUGCCAAAUGUUUGACAAAGGCUGUUCACGAUAAUCAUGGGGAGAAGAUGGAUAGUCCAUCAAAUGGUGUCUCUAUUGUAGGAUAUCUGAGACCUGCGUUUAUAGAGGAAGAAUCUUAUUUGAGGAGCUUAUUUCUUGGUGAAUGCAACAGUGAUGGUUAUUCAUCUGAGUGGAAAGAUGAACGCAACAGAGAAACUCGACCAGUUUCUGGAACCAACCGCCUAAUUGAUGAUGACAAGUCAAGAUUUGACUUCAAUGAUCCCAGAACCAGCACUGAUUCAAUGAUCUACAAACUGGAGAUAAUGACAAUUGAGCUGUUUUCCAUCCACAGAAAGCAAUUAAUGAUUGAUCCACAAGAUUUUCAAGAUGCAGAACCAGAUAUUCUUGCAAAUUCUGCUUCAACGAUUAUACAAAGGAUCAAAGAAAACAGUGACCAGUGUGCAAUGGCUCUCAAGUCACUCUGCCGUAGGAAAAAGAGCCUUACUGUUGAGGAGGCAAGCUUGAUUGGCGUUGACAGUCUUGGUAUUGAUGUAAGAGCCUUUUCUGGCUUGGAAGCUAGGACUGUUCGAUUUUCAUUUAAUGCACAGGCACUCUCCGAGCGUUCAGCUGAAAAGAAGAUCAGGCGAAUGCUUUUCCCCCGCUAUCAACGUAAAACCGUGAAAGCCUCCACUGAAGAUGAGUGUUGAUCUGUUUGCCUGAUUUUCCUUGAAACACCUGGGUCGGCUGGCCCGGCGACAAGGGUGUGAAGGGAAUCAACACAAGAUCUUUGAUUUGAUCUGAUGCCAGUUUGUUAGGAGAUAGUGCACACUUGUCGACUACGAGAAUGACCUGAUCUUUCAGA